CGCCCCAUUGUCUGCCAUAGACCCCCCUCUUCAAGUCUCGCGAGAUUUGCCCGUCGUGAGGAGACAGAGGAGCCGGAGGAGCUGAUGGCGACUGCAAUCAUGUUGGGUGUUGACUCCAUCAAGCUAGAAAAUGGACAGAGCACUUCGUCCAAGCUGGGUCUUCCCCCUCUCACCCCGGAGCAGCAGGAGGCUUUACAGAAGGCCAAGAAAUAUGCAAUGGAACAAAGCAUCAAGAGUGUCCUAGUAAAACAAACUAUUGCUCACCAGCACCAGCAGCUCACCAACCUCCAGAUGGCAGCAGUGACAAUGAGCUUUGGAGAUCCUCUCUCACCUUUACAAUCGAUGUGCCUGGACUACGUGUCAGGUACAACCCUUACGCUGCCAUGUCCCCAGCCUUUACCUUUGCGCACAGGUUUAUUAUGGAAUUGGGCUUCAGCCAACUUACCUCUGAUAACAGAAAUGGCAGCUCAAAGGCAGCGGGCUCUCGCAAUAAUGUGUCGUGUUUAUGUCGGAUCCAUCUAUUAUGAACUUGGAGAAGACACCAUUCGGCAAGCAUUUGCACCGUUUGGACCAAUAAAAAGCAUAGACAUGUCAUGGGACUCUGUGACCAUGAAACACAAGGGGUUUGCAUUUGUGGAAUAUGAAGUCCCAGAAGCUGCUCAGCUCGCCCUGGAACAGAUGAACUCCGUCAUGCUGGGCGGAAGGAAUAUCAAGGUGAGCGCAAAUAAGUGUAAAUCUGUACCUGAAGCUUCUCAGCACGCCCCGGAACAGAUGAACUCCGUCAUGGGUGGAAGGAUUAUCAAGGUUGGCAGACCAAGCAACAUUGGCCAAGCACAGCCCAUCAUUGACCAAUUGGCGGAGGAAGCCCGCUCCUUCAACAGAAUCUAUGUGGCCUCCGUGCACCAGGAUCUCUCAGAUGAUGAUAUCAAGAGUGUGUUUGAGGCCUUUGGGAAGAUCAAGUCUUGUAUGUUGGCACGGGACCCCACAACAGGCAAACACAAAGGUUACGGGUUUAUAGAGUAUGACAAAUCCCAGUCUUCGCAGGAUGCCGUCUCAUCCAUGAACUUGUUUGAUCUCGGUGGUCAGUACCUUCGAGUCGGGAAAGCUGUUACACCACCAAUGCCUCUUCUUACACCCGCCACCCCAGGUGGUCUCCCUCCUGCUGCUGCUGUCGCUGCCGCUGCUGCAACUGCCAAGAUCACGGCUCAGGAAGCGGUGGCUGGAGCAGCUGUCCUUGGCACACUGGCAAGUCCUGGCCUGGUGUCCCCGGCACUAACACUGGCACAGCCUUUGGGGGCACUACCACAAGCAGUCAUGGCAGCACAAGCCCCUGGGGUUAUUACAGGAGUGACACCAGUGCGGCCACCUUUACCAGUGACCAUUCCUCAGGUGGGGCUGGUGAACCCCAUUCUGUCCAGCCCCCCAGCAGUAACCCAGUUGGAGGUGAAGAAAGAGAAGGAAGAAGAGGAGCCGGUUCUGGAGUCGGAAAGGCCAGAGAUGCUGAGUGAGCAGGAGCACAUGAGUAUCUCCGGGAGCAGCGCACGCCACAUGGUCAUGCAGAAACUUAUGCGAAAACAGGAGUCCACGGUUAUGGUCCUGCGCAAUAUGGUUGACCCCAGAGACAUUGACGAUGAUCUAGAAGGAGAAGUGACGGAGGAGUGCGGCAAGUUUGGCGCUGUGAACCGGGUGAUCAUUUACCAGGAGAAGCAAGGCGAGGAGGAAGAUGCGGAAAUCAUCGUUAAAAUAUUUGUGGAAUUCUCCAUGGCCAGCGAGACGCACAAAGCUAUCCAGGCCCUCAACGGACGCUGGUUUGCAGGAAGGAAAGUAGUGGCAGAAGUAUAUGACCAGGAGAGGUUCAACAACAGUGACCUGUCUGCAUGAAACCUCUCGGACUUUUACCCCUCCCCCUCCCACCCCAUUGUCCUUGUUCUGUUUAUUUUAUAUGAUUGUGGAUUGUCUUUAUUCUGCGGAGUAGAACCACAGGAAAUAAAGCCUUGUUCUUUUUUUCAUGA
Rana temporaria (common frog) is the source of this 2012-nucleotide messenger RNA. RefSeq names its product poly(U) binding splicing factor 60 (gene PUF60). The record is from RefSeq and is a predicted model, not a curated record. Gene Ontology annotation, cellular component: precatalytic spliceosome; catalytic step 2 spliceosome. The transcript is spliced from 12 exons. Lineage: Eukaryota; Metazoa; Chordata; Amphibia; Anura; Ranidae. Bases 85 to 1881 code for a protein of 598 amino acids. Gene Ontology annotation, molecular function: RNA binding. Gene Ontology annotation, biological process: regulation of alternative mRNA splicing, via spliceosome; mRNA splice site recognition; alternative mRNA splicing, via spliceosome.